CUGAUUGCUCUAGGUAAGUCGAACUUUAUUGCAGAGCAAACUCCUUAAUCACUAGCGCCAUGUAGGUAGCAGAUCCAUCUUUUUCUAUUAACUUCGUCUUCGUUUUUUUGCCAUGUUUGCUCCCUUUGUCCUGGUCCUAGCUUUGGCAUCUGUUGUCCUCAGUAGUCCUUUGUGGCAGCGACGCGAGAUUCGUCGCAACGCCGAUGUGUCAUUGAGUAAUUGGGGUGGUUUCCAGUCCUUGAACGGGUUCGAUGAUUUCAAUGGUGUUGGUAACUUUGACGGAUCCAAUAAUGUUCAAACCGUUGUGGUCCAGGAGGAACAGACCGUCUGCGAAGUCCAGAGUAUUGAAGUCAUCCAACAAAAACUAGUUGUUCUUCGGGAGAUGGUAAAGAAAGUCAUUACGGAGCAAAUCUGCGAAGUAGAGGUUCAGACCAUCGUCCUUGAACAGUUCUCCUCUGGCAUUGGCAGCUUCAGCAGCGACUUGCUCCGCCAAUCUGGCCGGCAGGUUGGAUUUGAUAGCAAUGUUGCUAGCAAGAUUUCUCAGCUGGUCAAUGAAGAUGGCUCGCUCAGUUCUUCCGACCUUGGCUUCUCAGGUAGUGAUGUAGGCAAUAAUACGGUAGUGGCGGCAGGAUCCAACUGGAACAACACUACUUCGCCGUCUUCUGUGCAGAGUGCUUUAACAGCAGCCCAGGCAGCUGCAGGUUUUGUAUCUCUUCCCUCUCAGACUGCGUGAGCGCACUCAUUUGUUACACAAUUUCCCCCCUAUAAUGGUAUUGGAUGUUGCCUUAUAUAUCGUGGACUAUUCCUGGUCACCUCCUUUUACUCUUGGAUCCGAUAUAUACUCGUGUAUAUAAUGUUUCCCUUUUCCAAAUUGAAGACAGAGCAGGCACGAGAUACCCUUACGACAUACAU
Guyanagaster necrorhizus is the source of this 912-nucleotide messenger RNA. RefSeq lists its product as uncharacterized. NCBI's taxonomy places the organism in Eukaryota, Fungi, Basidiomycota, Agaricomycetes, Agaricales, Physalacriaceae. The transcript is spliced from 4 exons. Bases 113 to 733 code for a protein of 206 amino acids. The record is from RefSeq and is a predicted model, not a curated record.